GUGAGCAGAGCUGAACGCUGUUUUCCUCCAGCGCUCUCUCCCUCCCUCCGUUGUUUACGUUUAUCCAACAACAUGGAGGACGAGGUGGAUGUUGAUAUUGAAGGAGACGAGUUUGAAAGCAGUGCUAGCGAGCCGAAUGGAGGAGGUUUAGUCCAGGAGCAGUUCAUACAGUCUGCGUGGAAGAGCAGCGCAGGGAUACUGCCAUGGGAGCUGGACAGCUCCAUCAGCCCAGAGAACAGGGAGGUGAUCGAGAGGAUGCUGCUGGAGGAACAAUACUACCUGACAGGUGAGGGGAUUCCUGACAACAUUUGGGAAAGUGAUGUGAACAACGAGCCCAAAGUGAAGAAGUCUCCGGCCAAGACGUCGGCCUCUGCCUCAGGCUCCUCUUAUCGUUGGUCCAAACAGGAGAAAGAACUGUUUGAGGAAGGACUGGCUCAGUUUGGUCGAAGGUGGACUAAGAUUGCCAAGUUGGUGGGGAGCCGUUCUGUCAUUCAGGUCAAGAGCUAUGCCAGGCAGUAUUUUAAACACAAGGCUAAAUCAGAACCCAGAGCUGCAGCUCCCUCUGCAGGCCCUGCGCUGCACUUACAACCACCUCAGCCCACCUCCAGUCGUGCAUCCUCUCUGACAAACGCUGUCCGCAUAGAGAAGCUUUCCGAUGACGAGAACGAGGAGGUAGACAUCACAGAUGACCUCAGCGACGACGGAGACGGUGAUGACGAGCCGCAGGCUGUUCUGAAGACUGAGAUUUGGGAGCCAGAGCAGCUAGCAGGCCCUGAGGUCCAGACAGACACGGAGGAACAGAAAGAGGCAGGUCUGACUGAGACAAGGGACCAGCCCAGCCACACCUCGCCGUUUCCACAAAGUCCCCGAACCUCAUUGGCCCUACCUUCCUUAGAGAAGACCAGUGUGACCGGGCUGGGCGAGAAAAGCAACGAGAGAGUAUCAGUCCCUCAUAAAGACCUUCCAGCAUGGGCUCAGACGGACUCGGAGCAAAUGGCCGAUGAGAACGAAGACCAGAGCUCCCAGUCUGAUAGCUCAGCACAGACUGGUCCACUGGACGAGGCCUGUAGCGAUGGCACAGAUACUGCUGAUAAGACUGAGCAGAGUGCAGCUGAUAGACCAGAAGAAGACCAGGAGGAGGAAGAGGAAGAUGAUGAGGAGGAGGAGGAAGAAGAAGAAGAAGAGGAGGAGCUUAAGCCCCCUGAACAGGAAAUAGAGAUGGACAUGGAGACCACCACUGAGGAUGAGAAACAAGCUAUCCCAGAGUUCUUUGAGGGACGACCAUCCAAGACUCCUGAAAGAUACCUUAGGAUCCGAAACUACAUCCUGGAUCAAUGGAUGAAGAGCAAGCCCAAGUACCUGAACAAGACGUCAGUCCGCCCUGGACUGAAGAACUGCGGAGACGUCAACUGCAUUGGGAGGAUUCACACCUACCUGGAGCUCAUUGGAGCCAUCAACUUCAACUGCGAGCAAGCGGUCUACAAUCGCCCAAAGGUGAUGGACCGCUCCAAGCACAAGGAGGGCAAAGAUGUGCUUGAGGCCUACCAGCUCGCCCAGAGACUGCAGAGUAUGCGGACCAGGAAGCGGCGCGUGCGGGACAUAUGGGGAAACUGGCGUGACUCUAAAGAUUUGGAGGGACAGACGUAUGAGCAUCUCAGUGCUGAGGAGCUGGCUCUGCGGAGAGAAGAGAUGAAGAAGCAGCCGAAACCCUGCAAGAUCUCCAGAUUCAGGGGGUCUUUUGAUCCAUUCCAGUUGAUUCCCUGCAGGUCUUUUGGAGAGGAUGUACAGGAACCAUUCCAGGUUAUUGUGUGUGCAGAGACUCUUCUCAUAAUGGACAUGGUAUGCCAAACACACAACCACACACGCUGAAUGUAUUUUCCCUUAGGUAGCACACACGUUACGAGUUAUUCGAGUUAUGUUUUCAGUGUGUGAUUAUGUUGUUAAUUCACUGAUCUGUAAGGCAGGCCAAUCAA
Messenger RNA from Perca fluviatilis (European perch), 1973 nucleotides. It is a transcript of the gene mysm1, whose product is annotated as Myb-like, SWIRM and MPN domains 1. The transcript has 14 exons. The coding region runs from base 73 to 1869 and encodes 598 amino acids. Lineage: Eukaryota; Metazoa; Chordata; Actinopteri; Perciformes; Percidae. Gene Ontology annotation, molecular function: protein binding. The record is from RefSeq and is a predicted model, not a curated record.